Molecule: messenger RNA, 402 nt
Organism: Brassica napus (rape)
Lineage: Eukaryota; Viridiplantae; Streptophyta; Magnoliopsida; Brassicales; Brassicaceae
Product: putative defensin-like protein 263
Exons: 2
Coding region: 1-285 (94 amino acids)
Source: RefSeq, a predicted model, not a curated record
AUGGAGAAAACAUCUCUCAAACUUGUCUUCCUUUUGUGGUGCUGUAUUUGUGAAGGUUCGUCUUUGGUUGAUGCAAGAGAGAUGGCGAAGGAAGAAGUGAAUUACAUCGAUGGCAAAUGUCCUGAUGGAAAGAAGAACUGUAACUGCUUGCCGCCGGUAGCACCUGUAAUGGACUCUUACAAGAUUAAUGCGACUUGCCAUAGAGAUAUUGAAUGCAUCAAGUUCUGUCCUAAAGGCUGCAAGAUUGUUAACUUUAAAUUUGGUAACUGUUUCUGUGAAUGUUAAGAGAUAGAAAACCACAUUAUUUUCUGCUUUUGAGAUAGAGAGGAACAGCAGAUAUGAAAGUACACAUGUAAUAAUUCUUGAAGUCAAUUUAUGACGAAAUAGUUGAGUAGUACUAAA